Rhodotorula toruloides NP11 is the source of this 1215-nucleotide messenger RNA. Its product is annotated as benzyl alcohol dehydrogenase. Gene Ontology annotation, molecular function: oxidoreductase activity; zinc ion binding. The transcript has 7 exons. The coding region runs from base 1 to 1215 and encodes 404 amino acids. The record is from RefSeq and is a predicted model, not a curated record. NCBI's taxonomy places the organism in Eukaryota, Fungi, Basidiomycota, Microbotryomycetes, Sporidiobolales, Sporidiobolaceae.
AUGAAGACGCAAGCCUACGUUCUCGCUGAAAAGGACGCCCCGUUUAAGCUGCAAGAGGUCGAGCUCGCAGAGCCGGAGGACAACGAAGUUCUCCUCAAGGUCGUAGCGUGCGGUCUCUGCCAUACUGAUCUGUGCAUUCAGAACGGCGCAUUCCCCUCUCCCUUUCCCAAUGUCACCGGCCACGAAGGCUCAGGCCGCGUCCUCAAGGUCGGCAAGGCCGUCACGCGCGUCCAGACCGGCGACAAGGUCCUCUGCUCCUUCAACCACUGCUCGUCGUGCGGGCCGUGCCAGACGGGUCAUCCGGCGGCCUGCGAGAAGUUUGGCGAGAUCAACUUUGGGCGGGUGAGGAGCGCGGAGACGGGUAACAAGGCGGGGAUCAAGGGAGCAGCCGGCGAGGAGAUCUACGGUGCUUUCUUCGGCCAGUCGAUGUUCGCGGAGCACGCUCUUGCCGCAGAAAACUCGGUCGUCAAGGUGCCCGACGACACCGACCUCGUCACGCUGUCCGCUCUCGGCUGCGGCUUCCAGACAGGCGCAGGCGGCGUGCUCAACUUCCUCAAGCCAUCGAAGGACUCGUCGAUUGCGAUUUCUGGACUCGGAGCGGUCGGUAUGGGCGCGCUUUUCGCCGCCAAGUACCUCGGAAUCAAGACAAUCGUCGCGCUCGACGUCGUCCCUGGCAAGCUCGACCUCGCGAAGCAGUUCGGCGCGACGCACGUUUUCAACGCGCGUGAUUCGGACGUCGUCCAGCAGGUCAAGGCCAUCACACCGUACAAGGGUGGCGUACAGUACUUUGUCGAGUGCUCGGGUAACGUGCCGGCGCUGAAGGCGGCGUGGGAAAUGACGGCGAACCGAGGGCAUCUCCUAAGGUGGGUCGCUCUCGCUCAGUCUGCGGUCUCUGGCGUCUGCUUCAGCAUCAUGUUGAAGAAGGGGAUACUCGCGUCCCUCUGCUCCUGCAGCUGCGGCACACCUGGACCGGGUGUCAACCCUCCCUUCGAUGUCUUCGGCAAUCUCGUCGCUUGCAAGACCUACAGCGGCCUCUGCGAAGGCGACUCGAACCCGCCCGACUUCAUCCCGUUCCUCAUCAAGCUCUACAAUGAGGGCCACUUCCCCGUCGACAAGAUCAGCAAGACUUUCGCACACGACAAGCUCGACGACGCGAUUCAUGCGAUGCACAAGGGGGAGACGAUCAAGCCUAUCAUUGUCUUUGGUAAGGCUUGA